CUGAGCUGGAAGGGACCCAGGGAUCAUCACGUUGUCUGGGUGAUGGGGCCCGGCUGGCAUUCCCAGCUGCAGGCGGUAUUUUCGCCUCGGGACAGGCUGCUGCUGCUGCUGCAGAGCUUCACGGGCUACGCGGAGGCGGUGCUGAGCGGGCGGGCGGUGCCGCCGCCGCGGGGCCGGGGGCCCUGCAUGUCCGCGGGGCUCACGGCCAGGACCUUCUGGAGCACCAUGCUGAAACUCGGGGCCUUCUGCCAGCAGCUCCGGGACGAGGUUGGAAAAUAUCAGAAGGAGCACCUGAAAUGCAUCUUGCCAGAAGUUUUGGAGUCAGGAACUGCCUCAGAGGCUGCCCAGCCCGCUUCUGUGUGCCCAAAUGCCAGUGUCCAGCCCAGGGCUGGCCCCAGCCUGGCUCUGAGCACCCGCAGUGUCCCCACGCAGACCCCGGGGUCACACCUGGGCUCUUGUGACGCCUGCUCCAGCACCCAGGCCAGCCUCCAAGAGGUGGGCAGAGCCAUCACCAGCAUCUGCCAGAGCCAGAACAUCCCUUCAGCUCUCAGCAAAUUCCAGGAGGCGCUGGAGGACAGUGCAGGGAGAAGGAACCUCUCUGCAACAGACAUGAGCUACUGGGCCUCGGAGCAGAGCAAGGACCUCUCCAGGAUCAACAAACACCUCCAGGGGCUGCUGCAGCAGCUGAACCCCGUGAAGGCUGAGCUGGAAGAUGUGGGCAAACAGAAGGAGAAGCUGCAGAAACAGGUUGAGGACUUUUCCAGGAAGCUGCAGGCAGAGAAGGACACUCAAGCAGAGCAGCAGAAGAAGUCUGAGCAGAACCUGAAAGCCAAGGAAAAGGAGCACUCCGAGGCUGUGGCCAGACUGGAGCAGGACAAGGAUGACCUCAGGAGAGGAGCUGCUCUGCUGGAGGAGCAACUCUCGGCCCUGAAGGAGGAGCUGGCAGCAAAGGAGGUGGCUGUGCAGGAGCUGGAGCUCUCCAAGACCGCCUUGCUGGAGGAGAUGAGGACCACAAUGGUGGCCCAGAGCCAGGUGUUGGAGUUGGAGGAGAAGGUGCAGGUGCUCACAGGCCAGAGGGAGAGGCUGGAGCAGGAGCUGAGUGCCACCAGGAUGCAGCUGGAGAAGGAGAAGGUCCGUGUGGAGAGCAUGUUCCGGCACGAGGAGUCCCUGCAGGCCAAGCAGAGGACCCUGCUGCAGCAGCUGGACAGCCUGGACAGGGAGCUUGAGGAGCUGCAGGCCAACCUGGGAGAGGCCGAGGAGGACAAGGCCCGGCUGGCUGAGCAGCUGGAGCAGAGCCAGAAGCAGAGUGGGGAACAGCUCCAGGCACAGCAGGAGCUGCUGGACAUGCUGCAGCAGGAGAAGCUGGCACUGGAGCAAUCCAUCCUGGAGCUGCAGGCGAACACAUCCCAGCUGCAGGAACAGGCACAGGAGCUGAGGGAGCGGGAAAGGCUCCUGGUGUUCUUCCCCGAUCUCCACAUGCCCACUGAGACACAGUUUGAGAGCAGUGGAAACUUUGCAGAGGACAUGAAGAGUCAGCUCCAGGCCAACAAGAUCCGGAUUGAGGUGCUGGAGAGGGAGAACACACAGCUCGAGGCUCUGCUCGCCAAGGUGAAGGCAGCAGCUGAGCAAGGUGUGCUCAAGCUUGUCCCACAGGCCCAGCUGGGGUCCCAGCUCCACAGGGAGGCCAGCAGGCAGGACACUGGGCGGCUCAGCAGCGGGAGCAGCGGGGACAGCCCAGGGAUGCCAGGAUGCAUUGACAAGGCCUGGCACAGAGCUCCCAGCAGCCAGCACUCCAAGAAACUCCGGGCAGAGCCCUCACCUCAGGCCAAACCCUGCCUCACGCUCCCAGUGCGACGCCUGGGGUUUGGCCUCCCCUCACUCCACACCGGGGCUCACCGCAAAUAAACAGGAUCAGUCUGAA
Messenger RNA from Haemorhous mexicanus (house finch), 1921 nucleotides. Its product is annotated as coiled-coil domain-containing protein 157-like. Bases 43 to 1905 code for a protein of 620 amino acids. NCBI's taxonomy places the organism in Eukaryota, Metazoa, Chordata, Aves, Passeriformes, Fringillidae. The transcript is spliced from 9 exons. The record is from RefSeq and is a predicted model, not a curated record.